AUGCUGGUGGUCCUACUCACAGCAGCCUUGUUGGCCCUGAGCUCAGUCCAGAGCUCAAAUGAAGAGCUCAUCUAUGAAGAUUCUUUAACACGGCUCUUAGAGGAAGAGCAGCAAACCCAACCUCAUCAGAGACCCCCACCUGGAGAAUUACCCCCACAACUUUCUGCAUCUGAUGAAGAUGGUGAUGAUGAUGAAGAAGAUGGAGAUACACCAGAGAGACCACCACAGCAAGGAGACAACCUCCACAAACCUCACCCUCCGAGACCUGGAAACCACCACGGAGGCCCUCAGCAGAAUCACCCUCCUAGACCUGGAAACCAGCAAGGCCCACCCCAGCAGGGAGGCCCUCAGCAGAAUCAACCCCCUAGACCUGGAAACCAGCAAGGCCCACCCCAACAGGGAGGCCCACAGCAGAAUCGCCCUCCUAGACCUGGAAACCAGCAAGGCCCACCCCAGCAGGGAGGCCCUCAGCAGAAUCGCCCUCCUAGACCUGGAAACCAGCAAGGCCCACCCCAGCAGGGAGGCCCUCAGCAGAAUCUCCCUCCUAGACCUGGAAACCAGCAAGGCCCACCCCAGCAGGGAGGCCCUCAGCAGAAUCGCCCUCCUAGACCUGGAAACCAGCAAGGCCCACCUCAGGAGGAAAGUGAAGAACAGCCAAGUUCCCUGGAGACAUUUUAUGCAUAA
Phodopus roborovskii (desert hamster) is the source of this 684-nucleotide messenger RNA. Its product is annotated as acidic proline-rich protein HP43A. NCBI's taxonomy places the organism in Eukaryota, Metazoa, Chordata, Mammalia, Rodentia, Cricetidae. The transcript has 3 exons. The coding region runs from base 1 to 684 and encodes 227 amino acids. The record is from RefSeq and is a predicted model, not a curated record.